AAGAAAUAAGAAGUAUAAUUAAUAUUUAAAGAUGGUUAAGAGCAAAAUGUUUGUCAUUAAACGAGAUGGACGUCGUGAAGAAGUUCAUUUCGAUAAAAUUACGUCGAGAAUCCAGAAGCUUUGCUAUGGUCUUAAUAUGGACUUUGUGGAUCCUGUUUCGAUCACCUUUAAAGUAAUCAAUGGGUUGUAUACAGGAGUAACAACACAGGAACUGGAUAAUUUAGCAGCUGAAACAGCAGCAACGAUGACUACAGAUCAUGCAGAUUAUGCUGUUUUAGCUGCAAGAAUUGCCAUUUCUAACCUUCACAAAGAGACUAAGAAACAGUUUAGUGAAGUCAUGGAUGAUCUUUAUAAUAUGGAAAAUGAAUAUCUAAAGACUAAGUCCCCAAUGAUUAGCGAAUUCCAUCAUAAGAUCAUUAUGAAAAAUGCCGAUCGACUUAAUUCAGCUAUAAUCUAUGAUCGAGAUUUCGGAUACAACUAUUUUGGCUUUAAAACCUUAGAACGAAGCUAUCUGUUAAAGAUCAAGGGAAAAAUUGCAGAACGUCCACAACAUAUGCUUAUGAGAGUUUCUGUUGGUAUUCAUGGAGAGGAUAUUGAUGCAGCUAUUGAGACAUACAAUCUGUUGUCUGAAAGAUUCUUCACACAUGCAUCACCAACACUUUUCGCAGCAGCUACACCACGUCCUCAAUUGUCUUCAUGCUUUCUUCUCUCAAUGUCUGAUGACUCAAUCGAGGGAAUUUAUGACACUUUAAAGCAAUGCGCGCUAAUUAGCAAAUCAGCAGGUGGAAUUGGCGUUAAUGUUCAUUGUAUUCGUUCAAAAGGGACAUAUAUAGCUGGUACAAAUGGGAUUUCGAAUGGUCUCGUACCUAUGUUGAGAGUUUACAAUAAUACAGCACGUUAUGUUGAUCAAGGUGGUAAUAAACGUCCUGGUGCAUUUGCAGUCUAUUUGGAACCUUGGCAUGGAGAUGUUUUUGAGUUUCUAGAUUUAAAGAAAAAUACUGGAAAAGAAGAAGUUCGUGCUAGAGAUAUGUUUUAUGCUUUAUGGAUUCCUGACUUGUUUAUGCAACGUGUUGAAAACAAUGAAAUGUGGUCUUUAAUGUGUCCUCAUAGCUGUCCAGGUCUUUAUGAGACUUAUGGUAAAGAAUUUGAAAAUCUAUAUAUUCGAUAUGAAGCAGAAGGACGAUUUAUUCGUCAAGUAAAGGCACAAGAUUUAUGGUUUGCAAUUAUUGAAUCUCAAGUUGAGACAGGAACACCUUAUAUGCUGUAUAAGGAUGCAUGUAAUCGUAAAUCGAAUCAACAGAAUCUUGGAACAAUCCGUUGCUCAAAUUUAUGUACUGAAAUUGUCCAAUAUUCAAGUAAAGAUGAAGUUGCUGUCUGUAAUUUAGCAUCAAUUGCCUUAAAUAUGUUUGUCAAGCCAAAUCGUAAAGAAUAUGAUUUCCAUAAAUUGAAGGAAGUCACAAAGAUAGUCACAAGAAAUUUAAAUAAAAUUAUUGAAGUUAAUUUCUAUCCAGUUGAAGAAGCUAAACGAUCAAACUUUAGACAUCGUCCAAUCGGAAUUGGAAUUCAAGGAUUAGCUGAUGCCUUUAUAUUGAUGAGAAUGCCAUACGAGUCUGAUGAAGCUAAAUUAUUAAAUCAACAAAUAUUUGAGACAAUUUAUUAUGGAGCUUUAGAGUCGAGCUGUGAAUUGGCUGAAAAACUUGGAACUUAUGAGACGUAUGAAGGAUGCCCAGUAUCAAAAGGUAUAUUACAAUAUGAUAUGUGGGAAAAGACACCAACUGACUUGUGGGAUUGGGAAGCAUUAAAAGAAAAAAUCAAGAAUUUUGGUCUUCGUAAUUCAUUGUUAUUAGCACCAAUGCCAACUGCAUCAACAGCUCAGAUUUUAGGUAAUAAUGAGAGCUUUGAACCAUACACAAGUAAUGUUUAUAAUCGUCGUGUGCUUAGUGGAGAGUUUCAAGUUGUUAAUCAUCAUCUUAUUAAGGAUUUGACAGAACGUGGUUUAUGGGAUGAUGAUAUGAAGAAUCAAAUUAUUGGAAAUAAUGGCUCAAUACAAGCUAUUGAUGAAAUUCCUGAUGAUAUUAAAAACAUUUAUAAAACAGUAUGGGAAAUAUCUGUCAAGACACAAAUUCAAAUGGCAGCUGAUCGUGGAGCUUUUAUCGAUCAAAGUCAAUCAUUCAAUAUUCAUGUAGCGGAACCAAAUUAUGGGAAAUUGACAUCUAUUCAUUUUUAUGGAUGGAAGUUGGGACUUAAAACUGGAAUGUAUUACUUAAGAACAAAAGCUGCUGCGAAUGCUAUUCAAUUUACUGUUGAUAAAGCACGCUUAGCUGUUCAGGAAAAUGGACAUGCCAAAAGUGGAACUUCUCCCAAAAAGAAUACAUCAUUAAAUAGCUCUGUUAACAAUAUUACUUUGAAUGGAGAUCACGAAACUUCAACUACAGAACGUGAAAUUCAUUUAGCUGAAAUGGUCUGCUCGUUAGAAAAUAAGGAUGAGUGCUUGAUGUGUGGAUCUUAAUUCAACGGCUUUCUUCCAAAAAUCCAUCAAUUCACAUAAUUAUUAAUUAAGACACAAUAUUUUCUAUAUUUUCAUUAAUUUCGUC
This is a messenger RNA of Chironomus riparius, 2594 nucleotides long. Lineage: Eukaryota; Metazoa; Arthropoda; Insecta; Diptera; Chironomidae. The record is from the annotation of a GenBank genome assembly.